Molecule: messenger RNA, 658 nt
Organism: Silurus meridionalis
Lineage: Eukaryota; Metazoa; Chordata; Actinopteri; Siluriformes; Siluridae
Gene: dbi
Product: diazepam binding inhibitor (GABA receptor modulator, acyl-CoA binding protein)
Exons: 4
Coding region: 135-398 (87 amino acids)
Biological process (GO): fatty acid metabolic process
Molecular function (GO): fatty-acyl-CoA binding
Source: RefSeq, a predicted model, not a curated record
ACAGCCAAUCGCGUGAAAGGGGCGGAACAUAUUGUACUCUGAAGCCUGUGAGUUCUAUUGUUCAAGGAAGGACUGAGGAGUUCAUUGAGGCCGGUGCUGUUCUUGUGCCUGGGGACAGAUAAUCUACAGAAACCAUGACUGAGGAGGCAUUUCAGAAGGCAGCAGAGGAGGUGAAGCAUCUAAAGGCAAAACCAGUUGAUGCCGAGAUGCUGGAGAUCUACAGUCUGUUCAAACAGGCCACAGUAGGAGACGUCAACACCGCCCGGCCCGGCAUGUUGGACUUUGCAGGGAAAGCCAAGUGGGAUGCCUGGGAUUCAAAAAAAGGUAUGAGUAAGGAGGACGCAAUGAAGGCUUAUAUCAGCAAAGUGGAAGAGCUGAAAGGAAAAUAUGGAAUUUAAAGUGUAACUGUUAUUUCGCCACCGUUACCUACUGGCAAGUCUGUCAAAACUGAUGGCCCUGUGUAACAGCCUUAAUCAUUUUGGUGCGUCUUUUGUUUGUGCACCGUGCAUUUCCUACACAUGAAGACCUUUUGUUAGAACAAAAGAAUAUAGCACAAAGCCCUGUCUGGAUUACACAUGCAUUUUAAUGGCAGCUGUGUGAAAAAGUUCACUCCAGACUUUUUAACCUGUUUCUAUGCCAUAAAGUAUGUUAAUUUUCA